AUGCCCUUGGCCCCGCUCGCAUGCUUAACUAAGCGUGGCGGUGAUAAAAUUUCUUGUUCUCGUUGUUCUCAAAUAUCAUUAUUUGUUCGUGCGAAAAAGCAACAAACAGACAUAUGUCUAUAUAGAAGCAUUUCAAUGAUACGAGAAUUGUCGCCAGAAUUGGCAAAAAUAGCCAAGGAUGAGUUAAAUGAAAAUCCUAAGCAAAUUAAAGCUGAUUUGCAAAAUCUGAAAGAAUGGAUAUCGAAGCAACCUCACUUGAAAGCGAGAACUGAUGAUCAAUGGCUUGUUGCUGUGCUUAGAGGAUGUAAAUUUAGCUUAGAACGUGUGAAGGAAAAAUUAGAAUUGUUCUACACCCUGCGCUCUAUAGCUCCCGAGGUCACGUUGCGACUCAAUCCGACUGAGCCGGAUUAUUUUGAGUUUUUGAGACUAGGGACAUGUAUGAUUUUGCCACAGUCAAAAGAUUCACUUCACCCAUGUGUCAUCCUUUUAAGACCAGGGGAGUACGAUCCUACAAAGCACAGUGUAGCAGAUAUUAUGUGUAUUUUAUAUUAUUUAGUUCAGAUUUUAGUCAUUGAAAAUGAUGUAGCCACGGUGAUGGGAACGAAAAUCAUAGUGGAUUAUCAAACCGUCACACUAAAUCAUUUAACACAAGCCAAUCCAAGCAUGCUCAAGAAAUUGGUAGCCGUUAGUCAAGACUCAUUACCUCUGCGUUUAAAAGGCAGUCAUCAUGUGAAUUUACCAUCUGGAAUUGAAAUAAUUUUCAAGCUCAUUUCAGGAUUUUUGGGUGAAAAAGCUAAAGAAAGGCUUAAAAUACACAAAUCUAAUGAAGAAUUGCUAAAGUUUAUACCAAAAGAUGUCAUUCCCGUAGAAUAUGGUGGUGAUGGAAAUUCAAUUGCAGAAAUAAUAGAGUACUGGAUCAGUAAAAUGAAAAAAUAUAAGCCAUGGCUAGAACAAGAAAUGCAAUUCGGGACUGAUGAGACCAAACGAAUAAAAAAGACUGUUCUAGACUUCACAGAUCAGGGCUCCUUCCGUAAAAUAGAUAUUGAU
Messenger RNA from Brenthis ino (lesser marbled fritillary), 1047 nucleotides. The record is from the annotation of a GenBank genome assembly. NCBI's taxonomy places the organism in Eukaryota, Metazoa, Arthropoda, Insecta, Lepidoptera, Nymphalidae.